This is a messenger RNA of Oryctolagus cuniculus (rabbit), 8572 nucleotides long. The record is from RefSeq and is a predicted model, not a curated record. Lineage: Eukaryota; Metazoa; Chordata; Mammalia; Lagomorpha; Leporidae.
GGGAUCCAGCUGUGGUGUGCGCCGGGCUCCUCGCCGCCGCUUUCGCUCGCUCGCUCCGCGUCUCGGCCGGAGGAGGAGGCAGUGGCGCCGGCGACAGCUACGGCAGCGGCAGCCACCGCGGCGGCUGCGGCGGCGGCGGCCUCUCCGCCUCCACCCCCGCCCGGGACGGCCCCCCACCGUCUCCCCGCCCCUCCCGGACCGUGAGCCCGCCGCGGGGCGGAGGCAGGAGCCGCCCCCCGCCCCCUCCAAACCCACCCCCAAGGAGAGCCCUCUUCCCCUCCCCCCGCGGCCGCUGGCGCGGAGCCGGGGCGAUGCUGACCCCUUAGAUCCUGCUCCAGCUGCUCUGCGGGAAGAGGGGGCGCCCCUCCCCGGACCCCCUCUGCCCCCCAUCGGGUACCCCGUUUCUCUCCCUGGCUCUCGGGGCUUCUUCGCGGAAGGUAUCGCGGAACCGGGCCGCCGGAGCCUGGGCGCGAAGCGAAGAAGCCGGAACAAAGUGAGGGGGAGCCUGCCGGCUGGCCCAGGGGGCCUGGAGGGGCUUCUCUGCGACCCAGAGCCCCGCGGGCAGUAUGCCCCUGCGGGCAGGGGGAGCUGGGCUGAACUGGCCUUCCCGGGGGCUCAGCUCGUGCCCUAGAGCCCCCCACAUGCGCCCCCGCCGGGGCCCUCCGGUUGCGUGAGGGCACCUCCUCCGAGGGGCGCCGCUCGCCCCUCUCCGGGCCGCCCGGGGCCCCGGCUGGCCGGAGGAUGGACGAGGAGGAGGAUGGAGCGGGCGCCGAGGAGUCGGGACAGUCCCGGAGCUUCUUGCGGCUCAACGACCUGUCGGGGGCCGGGGGCCGGCCGGGGCCGGGGUCGGCGGAAAAGGACCCGGGCAGCGUGGACUCCGAGGCGGAGGGACUGCCGUACCCGGCGCUGGCCCCGGUGGUUUUCUUCUACUUGAACCAGGACAGCCGCCCGCGGAGCUGGUGUCUCCGCACGGUCUGUAACCCCUGGUUCGAGCGAAUAAGCAUGUUGGUCAUCCUACUCAACUGUGUGACCCUCGGCAUGUUCCGGCCGUGCGAGGACAUCGCCUGUGACUCCCAGCGCUGCCGGAUCCUGCAGGCUUUUGAUGACUUCAUCUUUGCCUUCUUCGCGGUGGAGAUGGUGGUGAAGAUGGUGGCUUUGGGCAUCUUCGGGAAAAAGUGUUACCUGGGAGACACUUGGAAUCGGCUUGACUUCUUCAUCGUCAUCGCGGGGAUGCUGGAGUACUCGCUGGACCUGCAGAACGUCAGCUUCUCGGCUGUCAGGACAGUCCGCGUGCUGCGACCGCUCAGGGCCAUUAACCGGGUGCCCAGCAUGCGCAUCCUGGUCACCCUGCUGCUGGACACGCUGCCCAUGCUGGGCAACGUCCUGCUGCUCUGCUUCUUCGUCUUCUUCAUCUUCGGCAUCGUGGGCGUCCAGCUGUGGGCGGGGCUGCUUCGGAACCGAUGCUUCCUGCCUGAGAAUUUCAGCCUCCCUCUAAGCGUGGACCUGGAGCGCUAUUAUCAGACGGAGAACGAGGACGAGAGCCCCUUCAUCUGCUCGCAGCCGCGCGAAAAUGGCAUGCGCUCCUGCCGGAGCGUGCCCACCCUCCGCGGGGACGGCGGCGGCGGCCCGCCCUGCGGCCUGGACUACGAGGCCUACAACAGUUCCAGCAACACCACCUGCGUCAACUGGAACCAGUACUACACCAACUGCUCCGCGGGCGAGCACAACCCCUUCAAGGGCGCCAUCAACUUCGACAACAUCGGCUACGCCUGGAUUGCCAUCUUCCAGGUCAUCACACUGGAGGGCUGGGUGGACAUCAUGUACUUCGUCAUGGAUGCCCACUCCUUCUACAACUUCAUCUACUUCAUCCUCCUCAUCAUCGUGGGCUCCUUCUUCAUGAUCAACCUGUGCCUGGUGGUGAUUGCCACGCAGUUCUCAGAGACCAAGCAGCGGGAAAGCCAGCUGAUGCGGGAGCAACGGGUGCGGUUCCUGUCCAACGCCAGCACCCUGGCCAGCUUCUCCGAGCCGGGCAGCUGCUACGAGGAGCUGCUCAAGUACCUGGUGUACAUCCUCCGGAAAGCAGCCCGCAGGCUGGCGCAGGUGUCUCGGGCAGUGGGCGUGCGGGCGGGGCUGCUGAGCAGUCCAGCUCCACUUGGGAGCCAAGAGCCCCAGGCCAGCAGCAGCUGCUCUCGCUCCCACCGCCGCCUGUCUGUCCACCACCUGGUGCACCACCACCACCACCAUCACCAUCACUACCACCUGGGCAAUGGGACACUCAGGGCCCCCCGGGCCAGUCCAGAGAUCCAGGACAGGGAUGCCAACGGGUCCCGCCGGCUCAUGCUGCCAGCACCCUCGACGCCCACCCUCUCUGGGGGUCCUGCGCCAGGGGGUGCAGAGUCUGUGCACAGCUUCUACCAUGCUGACUGCCACUUGGAACCAGUCCGCUGCCAGGCGCCCCCUCCCAGGUCCCCCUCGGAGGCAUCGGGCAGGACUGUGGGCAGUGGGAAGGUGUACCCCACCGUGCACACCAGCCCCCCGCCAGAGAUGCUGAAGGAAAAGGCGCUAGUAGAGGUGGCCCCCAGCUCUGGGCCCCCCACCCUCACCAGCCUCAACAUCCCUCCUGGGCCCUACAGCUCCAUGCACAAGCUGCUGGAGACACAGAGUACAGGCACCUGCCAAAGCUCUUGCAAGAUCUCCAGCCCUUGCCUGAAGGCAGACCGGGGAGCCUGUGGCCCCGACAGCUGCCCCUACUGUGCCCGGGCAGGCUCAGGGGAGGUGGAGCUCGCCGACCGUGAGAUGCCCGACUCGGACAGUGAGGCCGUUUAUGAGUUCACGCAGGACGUCCAGCAGAGUGACCUCCGUGACCCCCACGGCCGGCGGCGACGGAGCCAGGGCUGCGACGCAGAGCCCAGCCCCGUGCUGGCUUUCUGGAGGCUGAUCUGUGACACCUUCCGGAAGAUCGUGGACAGCAAGUACUUCGGCCGGGGAAUCAUGAUCGCCAUCCUGGUCAAUACGCUCAGCAUGGGCAUCGAAUACCACGAGCAGCCCGAAGAGCUGACCAACGCCCUGGAAAUCAGCAACAUCGUCUUCACCAGCCUCUUCGCCCUGGAGAUGCUGCUAAAGCUGCUCGUGUACGGUCCCUUCGGCUACAUUAAGAAUCCCUACAACAUCUUCGAUGGCGUCAUCGUUGUCAUCAGCGUGUGGGAGAUCGUGGGCCAGCAGGGGGGCGGCCUGUCGGUGCUGCGCACCUUCCGCCUGAUGCGCGUGCUGAAGCUGGUGCGCUUCCUGCCGGCGCUGCAGCGGCAGCUCGUGGUGCUCAUGAAGACCAUGGACAACGUGGCCACCUUCUGCAUGCUGCUCAUGCUCUUCAUCUUCAUCUUCAGCAUCUUGGGCAUGCACCUGUUCGGCUGCAAGUUUGCAUCGGAGCGGGACGGGGACACGCUGCCAGACCGGAAGAAUUUUGACUCCUUGCUCUGGGCCAUCGUCACAGUCUUUCAGAUCCUGACCCAGGAGGACUGGAACAAAGUCCUCUACAAUGGCAUGGCCUCCACGUCAUCCUGGGCUGCGCUGUAUUUCAUUGCGCUCAUGACCUUCGGCAACUACGUGCUCUUUAACCUGCUUGUCGCCAUUCUGGUGGAGGGCUUCCAGGCGGAGGAAAUCAGCAAACGGGAAGAUACGAGUGGACAGUUAAGCUGUAUUCAGCUGCCUGUCAACUCCCAGGGGGGAGAUGCCACCAAGUCUGAGUCGGAGCCUGAUUUCUUCUCACCCAGCCUGGAUGGUGAUGGGGACAGGAAGAAGCACUUGGCCUUGGUGUCCCUGGGGGAGCACCCAGAGCUGCGGAAGAGUCUGCUGCCCCCUCUCAUCAUCCACACAGCUGCCACGCCCAUGUCGCUGCCCAAGAGCAACAGCACGGGCCUGGGCGAGGCGCUGGGGCCCAGCUCCCGCCGCACCAGCAGUAGCGGGUCUGCCGAGCCCGGGGUGGCCCACGAGAUGAAGUCACCGCCGAGUGCCCGCAGCUCCCCGCACAGCCCCUGGAGCGCCGCCAGCAGCUGGACCAGCCGGCGCUCCAGCCGCAACAGCUUGGGCCGAGCCCCCAGCCUCAAGCGCAGGAGCCCGAGUGGGGAGAGGCGGUCGCUGCUGUCGGGCGAGGGCCGGGAGAGCCAGGACGAGGAGAGCUCGGAAGAGGAGCGGGCCAGCCCCGCGGGCAGUGACCGUCGCCACAGGGGCUCCCUGGAGCGGGAGGCCAAGAGCUCCUUCGACCUGCCAGACACACUGCAGGUGCCCGGGCUGCACCGCACAGCCAGUGGCCGCAGCUCUGCCUCUGAGCACCAGGACUGCAAUGGCAAGUCGGCUUCGGGGCGCCUGGCCCGGGCCCUGCGGCCCGAUGACCCCCCACUGGAUGGGGAUGACGGCGAUGACGAGGGCAACCUGAGCAAAGGUGAGCGGAUCCGAGCCUGGGUCCGGGCCCGGCUCCCUGCCUGCUGCCGUGAGCGAGAUGCUUGGUCUGCCUACAUCUUCCCUCCUCAGUCGAGAUUCCGCCUCCUGUGUCACCGGAUCAUCACCCACAAGAUGUUCGACCACGUGGUCCUUGUCAUCAUCUUCCUCAACUGCAUCACCAUUGCCAUGGAGCGCCCCAAAAUCGACCCUCACAGCGCUGAACGCAUCUUCCUGACCCUCUCCAACUACAUUUUCACCGCCGUCUUUCUGGCUGAAAUGACAGUGAAGGUGGUGGCGCUGGGCUGGUGCUUCGGGGAGCAGGCCUACCUGCGCAGCAGCUGGAACGUGCUGGACGGGCUGCUCGUGCUCAUCUCGGUCAUCGACAUCCUGGUGUCAAUGGUCUCGGACAGCGGCACCAAGAUCCUGGGCAUGCUCAGGGUGCUGCGGCUGCUGCGGACCCUGCGCCCGCUCAGGGUCAUCAGCCGGGCACAGGGGCUGAAGCUGGUGGUGGAGACGCUGAUGUCUUCACUGAAGCCCAUUGGCAACAUCGUGGUCAUCUGCUGUGCCUUCUUCAUCAUCUUCGGCAUCCUGGGCGUGCAGCUCUUCAAAGGGAAGUUCUUCGUGUGCCAGGGCGAGGACACCAGGAACAUCACCAACAAGUCUGACUGUGCCGAGGCCAGUUACCGGUGGGUCCGGCACAAGUACAACUUCGACAACCUCGGCCAGGCCCUGAUGUCCCUGUUCGUGCUGGCCUCCAAGGAUGGCUGGGUGGACAUCAUGUACGAUGGACUUGAUGCCGUGGGUGUGGACCAGCAGCCCAUCAUGAACCACAACCCCUGGAUGCUGCUCUACUUCAUCUCGUUCCUGCUCAUCGUGGCCUUCUUUGUCCUGAACAUGUUUGUGGGCGUGGUGGUGGAGAAUUUCCACAAGUGCCGGCAGCACCAGGAAGAAGAGGAGGCGCGGCGGCGGGAGGAGAAGCGCCUGCGGAGACUGGAGAAAAAGAGAAGGAGUAAGGAGAAGCAGAUGGCCGAUCUAAUGCUGGACGAUGUAAUUGCUUCCGGCAGCUCAGCCAGUGCUGCGUCAGAAGCCCAGUGCAAACCCUACUAUUCGGACUACUCCCGCUUCCGGCUCCUUGUCCACCACCUGUGCACCAGCCACUACCUGGAUCUCUUCAUCACGGGUGUCAUUGGGCUGAAUGUGGUCACCAUGGCCAUGGAGCACUACCAGCAGCCCCAGAUCCUGGACGAGGCUCUGAAGAUCUGCAACUACAUCUUCACCGUCAUCUUCGUCUUGGAGUCUGUCUUCAAACUCGUGGCCUUUGGUUUCCGCCGCUUCUUCCAGGACAGGUGGAACCAGCUGGACCUGGCCAUCGUGCUGCUGUCCAUCAUGGGCAUCACACUGGAGGAGAUAGAGGUCAACGCCUCGCUGCCCAUCAACCCCACCAUCAUCCGCAUCAUGAGGGUGCUGCGCAUCGCCCGAGUGCUCAAGCUGCUGAAGAUGGCUGUGGGCAUGCGGGCGCUGCUGGACACGGUGAUGCAGGCCCUUCCCCAGGUGGGGAACCUGGGACUUCUCUUCAUGUUGUUGUUUUUCAUCUUUGCAGCUCUGGGCGUGGAGCUCUUUGGAGACCUGGAGUGUGACGAGACACACCCCUGUGAGGGCCUGGGCCGGCAUGCCACUUUCCGGAACUUUGGCAUGGCCUUCCUGACCCUCUUCCGGGUCUCCACUGGGGACAACUGGAACGGGAUCAUGAAGGACACGCUCCGGGACUGUGACCAGGAGUCCACCUGCUACAACACGGUCAUCUCCCCCAUCUACUUCGUGUCCUUCGUGCUCACGGCGCAGUUCGUGCUGGUCAACGUGGUGAUCGCCGUGCUGAUGAAGCACUUGGAGGAGAGCAACAAGGAGGCUAAGGAGGAGGCCGAGCUGGAGGCCGAGCUGGAGCUGGAGCUGAAGACCCUCAGCCCGCAGCCCCGCUCGCCGCUGGGCAGCCCCUUCCUCUGGCCCGGGGCCGAGGGUCCCGACAGCCCCGACAGCUCUAAGCCCGGGGCCCCACAGCCCGCAGCCCACACCAGAGCAGCCUCCCGCUUCUCGCUGGAGCACCCCACGGACAGACAGCUGUUUGACACCAUUUCCCUGCUGAUCCAGGGCUCCCUGGACGGGGAGCUGAAGCUGAUGGAGGAGCUGGCGGGCCCGGGAGGCCAGCCCUCUGCCUUCCCUUCCGCCCCCAGCCCGGGCGGCUCCGAACCACAGAUCGCUCUAGCGGAGAUGGAGGCUAUGUCUCUGACGUCAGAGAUUCUGUCUGACCCGUCCUGCUCUCUAGCUCUGACGGAUGAUUCUUUGCCUGAUGAGCCUCACACACUCUUACUUAGUGCCCUGGAGCGCAACAUGGAGCCACACCCCGAGGAGGUGCCCGCCGCCCUGGGACCAGACUUGCUGACUGUGCGCAAGGCUGGGGUCAGCCGAACACACUCUCUGCCCAACGACAGCUACAUGUGCAGGGACGGGAGCACUGCCGAGGGGUCCCUGGGACCCAGGGGCUGGGGGCUCCCCAAGGCCCAGUCAGGCUCUGUCUUGUCUGUCCACUCCCAGCCAGCAGAUACCAGCUACAACCUGCAACUUCCCAAAGACGCACCCAACCUACUCCAGCCCCACAGCGCCCCGACCUGGGGCACCAUCCCCAAACUGCCCCCACCGGGCCGCUCCCCUUUGGCUCAGAGGCCACUCAGACGCCAGGCAGCAAUAAGGACGGAUUCCUUGGACGUUCAGGGCCUGGGCAGCCGGGAGGAUCUGCUGUCGGAGGCGCGCGGGCCCUCUCCGCCCCUGGCCCGGUCCUCCUCCUUCUGGGGCCGGCCGAGCAUCCGGGCCCGGCAGCACUUUCGCAGCCAGAGCAAGAUCUCGAAGCACAUGGCCCUGUCAGCCCUUUGCCCUGGCCCCGAGCCCAGCCGGAGCAAGGGCCCUCCAGAGACCAGAAGCAGCUUCGAGCUGGACACCGAGCUGAGCUGGGUUUCGGGGGACCUCCUGGCCCUGGGCAGCCAGGAGGCGCCGCCCUCCCCGCGUGACCUGAAGAAGUGCUACAGUGUGGAGGCUCAGAGCGGCCGGCGCCGGCCUGUGUCCUGGCUGGACGAGCAGAGGAGACACUCCAUUGCCGUCAGCUGCCUGGACGGCGGCUCCAGCCUCGCGGGCCAGCCGCUUGGGGGACCUGGGAGCCGGCCCAAGAAAAAACUCAGCCCGCCCAGUAUCUCCAUAGACCCUCCCGAGAGCCAGGGCGCGCGGCCCCCGGCCAGCCCCGGCAUCUGCCUCCGGAGGAGGGCUCCGUCCAGCGACGCCAAGGAUCCCUCGGCCUCCGGCCCCUCUGACAGCAUGGCUGCCUCGCCCUCCCCAAAGAAAGACGUGCUGAGUCUCUCCGGUUUAUCCUCUGACCCUGCAGACCUGGACCCCUGAGCCCCUUGCCCACUCUCGCCCCUCACCUCUUCCGCCGGGUGCCAAAUCUUAGCUCCUCCUGCUGAGCUGUGUUCCUCAAGAGACUCGGAGGAGGGGCUCCUUCCCCCACCUCCAUGGCUCUGGGUCCCUGCAGGCAGAACUCCCAGAGAGUUCCAAGCAGUAGCCCUGGCUGUGGAAGGGAGGCCCAGGGCCACCGAGGUUCCCGCCAGCAGGAGCUGUCGGGAGAAAGCAAUACGUUUGUGCAGAAUCUCGAUGUAUAUUCUAUUUUAUUAAAUUAAUUGAAUCUAGUCUAUGCGGGAUGUACCACAUUUUGUGACUGAAGUCACUUGUUUCCACUCCUGUGUGUCUCAGAAUAUUUCUGAGGCGAAGGCGUCUGUCUCUUUGCUGUUUUAACCCAAAAUAACCAGUCUAGUGAUAUUCUCUCUUGCAAAGCACAAGCGGGAACCGCGCGUGCAUUCCAGCCCCGACGGUGGCCCAUCCUCAGCGGAGAGGGAGACCCCUUUUGGAAACUGUCAUGUAACUUAUUUUCUCCUUUAACCUCGACAUCAUUUUCUGUAGGGGGAAAAAAAAGAGAAAAAGAAAAAAACAGAAAAAAAAUGAGAUUUUACAAAUGAAAUGGAACCUUUUUAUAUAUACAUACAUACAUAUCUAUAUAUCUCUAUAUCUAUAAUAAAGUAAUUUUCCAAAAUAAAAA